AGCCAGUCACGUGACCCCUGCCGCUUGUCGCGGCCCACGGGGCUCGGGGAUAGGAGGCCGCGCGACCCGCGGCCCCAUGCCAGCGCAUGGCGGCGACGAGUGGACGGUCUUGCCGUCGGUGGACGCGGUCCCUGGCACGUCCUUUUCGGACGACACCAUGCGGGCCACGGACCUCGCCAAGUGCCGUGCCAUCUGUGCAUCGCGAGGCUUCGGCGGCUUCGUCGUCUACCGAGGCGUGUGCUACUUCCGCGACGCCCCUUCGGACGAGCUCCUCGACAUCGCGAUGCAGAAGUCUGGCUGCUUCCUGCACGUGCGGAAUCCCGGCCGGAAAAGACAGGACCUGUUCAACUCGGACGUGGAGACCCGCCAGCUGACGUCCCCAUCGCUGCAGGCGAACAGUCGAGGCAAGACAUGGUGCCAGCUCCGCGCCCGCGUUCUGCAGGGCAUGCCUCCUCGGCUCGAGGCGCGCGCGGCGCAGCUGGGGCUGCUGCGGCGGCUCCGGCUGGACCCGUGCCGCGGCGUGGAGUACAACGAGGUCACGGGCUGCCUGGGCGGCCUGUUCAUCAGCCUGGACCAGAUCAGGCAGCGGCUCCAGCAGCUCAAGGCCCAGAUGGCGGCGCUGGAGCCGGAGCGGAGGACGUCCUCCGGAGUGCCCCUCGCCGAAGCUGGCAAGGCGCUCAGGGCGACGCUGGAGGCCGUCGAGAGGC
Prorocentrum cordatum is the source of this 707-nucleotide messenger RNA. NCBI's taxonomy places the organism in Eukaryota, Dinophyceae, Prorocentrales, Prorocentraceae. The record is from the annotation of a GenBank genome assembly.